AUGUCCCUGUGCUCUCCAUGUCCCUGUGUGUCCUCCCUGUCCCUGUGCUCUUCCAUGUCCCUGUGUGUCCUCCCUGUCCCUGUGCUCUUCCAUGUCCCUGUGUGUCCUCCCUGUCCCUGUGCUCGUCCAUGUCCCUGUGCUCUCCAUGUCCCUGUGUGUCCUCCCUGUCCCUGUGCUCUUCCAUGUCCCUGUGUGUCCUCCCUGUCCCUGUGCUCGUCCAUGUCCCUUCUGUGCUCUCCAUGUCCCUGUGUGUCCUCCCUGUCCCUGUGCUCUUCCAUGUCCCUGUGUGUCCUCCCUGUCCCUGUGUAUCCUCCCUGUCCCUGUGUGUCCUCCCUGUCCCUGUGUGUCCUCCCUGUCCCUGUGUAUCCUCCCUGUCCCUGUGUGUCCUCCCUGUCCCUGUGCUCUUCCAUGUCCCUGUGCUCUUCCAUGUCCCUGUGUGUCCUCCCUGUCCCUGUGUAUCCUCCCUGUCCCUGUGUGUCCUCCCUGUCCCUGUGUGUCCUCCCUGUCCCUGUGUAUCCUCCGUGUCCCUGUGCUUUCCCUGUCCCUGUGCUCCUCCGUGUCCCUGUGCUCCUCCCUGUCCCUGUGCUCUCCCUGUCCCUGUGCUCUUCCUGUCCCUGUGCUCUCCCUGUCCCUGUGCUCCUCCCUGUCCCUGUGCUCCUCCGUGUCCCUGUGCUCUCCCCUGUCCCUGGUGCUCCUCCCUGUCCCUGUGCUCUCCCUGUCCCUGUGCUCUCCUGUCCCUGUGCUCUCCCUGUCCCUGUGCUCUCCCUGUCCCUGUGCUCCUCCGUGUCCCUGUGCUCUCCCCCCAGUCCCUGUGCUCCUCCCGUGUCCCUGUGCCUCUCCCUGUCCCUGUGCUCCUCUGCCGUGUCCCUGUGCUCCUCCUGUCCCUGUGCUCUCCCUGUCCCUGUGGCUCCUCCGUGUCCCUCGUGCUGCAGACUGGUGUUUACAGUUCCUCCCACUCCGAGGCACAGCUCAGAGUAA
This is a messenger RNA of Knipowitschia caucasica, 978 nucleotides long. NCBI's taxonomy places the organism in Eukaryota, Metazoa, Chordata, Actinopteri, Gobiiformes, Gobiidae. The record is from the annotation of a GenBank genome assembly.